Dujonia railenensis is the source of this 366-nucleotide messenger RNA. Lineage: Eukaryota; Fungi; Ascomycota; Pichiomycetes; Serinales; Debaryomycetaceae. The record is from the annotation of a GenBank genome assembly.
AUGUUUCUAUUCAUACUUUCGGGCACUCCUUGUAGUCAUUUGUCCCCUUUUGGUCUCUCGUGUUCCCCUGGAACCAUCCUACUCCCCUCUUACUUCCACCUCCCUCUUGUCCGUCUCGCUAGCUAUGGAUCAAAAGAAUUUAAAAAAAAAAAAAAAAAAAAAAAAAAAAGAGGUUGCAACCAUGCGGCUCAGAAUUCUGUGCACUCCUCAAUACGUCAAUAUGAACAAGGACUUAAUAUCUUCAUGGAGGUGGCCCCAGUGAAGCAGAAUGGCUGCAAUACCAUCCAGAAACUCAUAUUGUCUAGCAAAUUGUCAAAAGACGAACUCUAUGUACUAGGAAAGGUAGAUGUUGCGAGUUUUUUCUGA